Molecule: messenger RNA, 3874 nt
Organism: Phalaenopsis equestris
Lineage: Eukaryota; Viridiplantae; Streptophyta; Magnoliopsida; Asparagales; Orchidaceae
Product: transcriptional activator DEMETER-like
Biological process (GO): base-excision repair
Molecular function (GO): DNA N-glycosylase activity; DNA demethylase activity
Source: RefSeq, a predicted model, not a curated record
GUAGAAUAGCAACUUUGGAUGUAGCGGAAAGUUGCUUCCUGGAUUCAACAAUUACACAUUUUUGGAAAAGACCAUCCGCAUCUUCUCGCCGUCGCUCUUGCUCAUCGGGGGUCAGUAGCUUGCAAUGAAGAGGGCGAGAGAGAUCGACGGCGGCGAGAAUAAGCUGUCCUGCAUUGUUCUUCUGAAGAAUCAGCUCGGCUACUUUGGUUGGGAAGGCCGGCGGCAGCGCGGCCAUGGAGACGGUACUCCCUUCGGUGUAAUUUCCGAUCUCCAUUCUUCGAGAGAGAUUCUUCAAGCUUCCUCUUGCAGCGUGGCGACGGAAGUGAAGUCUAGUGGUGCAGCCGCAGAGGAAGUUUACGUUUCAGGUACCCAACCGGCUGCUUGCUCCGGAAGUGAAUUCCCGGAGGCUUUAAUUUCCGAUAAACCUAAAGAUGGUGUGUGUGAUGAUUUGGGGAAGCUGGAAGCAGACCCAAGGAAGGAACGGAGGAAAAGAGAGAAGAGAAAGAAGCACAGGCCCAAGGUGGUUGAAAUUGAGAGGACAGAGAGGAAGCCAAAGAUGGAGAUCCCAAUGCCUCCUCAAACACCCAACCAAAAAACUCCAGUGAAGAAAAAAGGCAAAAUGAUUGGAAGGAGGACUUUUGCAAGGAAGAAGUUAUUUGCAAAUUCCUUGGCAGAUAAUGAUGGAUGGGAAGAGGCUGGUGAUCAACCCAAUCGAGGUUCUGUUGACGAGACAAUUAAUCCUUCUAGCAGAAUUCAAAUAGAUGAAGGUGGUUUGGCUGCUGAAAUGGAUGUAGAAUCUUGCGGAAGUGGAUUGUUCGCAGAGAAUUUGCCGGCAGGAUCCACUUAUAGUUAUGGAGAUGUUAAUAUUGGAAUUGAUGAGUUGUUGCAAGAGCUUGCUAAACUUCCCAUGAAAUCAUCUUCACCUCUGCUACUUAAAGCAGAUUUACUGCAACUUAAUAUUGAAUCUCCUCUUGCUUCAUUGAGUUACAUUUUAGAUAAUAUCAGAAUCCCUUGCCUUCUAGAUUUUGCUAAGCAAGCUAGAAGAAAUAUAGACAAAAGUAGGACUAAAACAGGUUAUAAGCUUCGAAAUGGUCUAUAUUAUUCAGCAAACAAAGUACUGGACGACUUUAUGUGUGUGUUUAAGAAUUUUCUUCCAAAUCUUCUCUUGAAAAAUGAUAAGUCAACAGUAUCAGGGCAGAUGUUCAAUAAUAAGGGAGGUGGAAGGAGCAAGAAGAACAUUAGUGGAUCAAAGGAGCUAAAAGCCACAGGUAAAAGAAAGUCUAUGCCUGCUACCAACUUUGAAAUUGUACCCUACACACAUUUGUGUGAGUUAAGCUCGAGAUUUCAACACAUAGAAGCCUCAUGUACAACACCCAUGACCAGUAAUUUCACAGCCAAUGGGCAAAAAACUCAAACUUCAGGGGAUAUCAACAAUACUCUAAUUCAGCAUAGCAGCAAUACAAUGGAACUUGCUUUGCAAAGUGUUGUUGAUAACAUAAGGUCGGUGGAUAUAGAUGAGGGCUUUCAUGCGGAUGAUCCUACUGAAUUAGGAAGUGCUAUUGUUCCUUUUGUUGGAGGUGGCAUGAUUGUUCCAUAUAAUAGAUCAUCAGAACAAGUCAAGCAAAAAACACACAGAGCGGAAGUACUAUUGGACCCAGAGACAGAUAGAAUGUGGAGACUUUUGAAGGAAAACAAAGAUGAACACAAUGUUGAGGGAAUGGAUUCAUGCAAUCUACAAUGGUGGGAGAAUGAAAGACAGGUUUUCCUUGGACGUGCUAAAUCUUUCACUGCUCGCAUGAAUCUCAUUUUAGGUGACAGGCGGUUCUCUCCUUGGAAGGGCUCAAUUGUGGAUUCUGUAGUUGGUGUUUUUCUUACCCAAAAUGUAUCGGAUCAUUUGUCGAGUUCUGCCUUUAUGUCUCUUGCUGCAAAAUUUCCUGUUGCGGAGGGAGGAUGCUCUGAGAGGAAAUCGGCUGAGCAAAAUGAGGAAACCUCUACCGAUUCCAUGGCGUGCCCAGAUGACAUUCCUUGUUUGUCUAAUUGUGAUGAUCAAGAUACUAUGGACAUUCAACUAAAUGGACAACCGCUGGAAAGCAUGGCUGGCCAAUCUUGCCACUUUCAAAAUUCUUUAGGUUUGACUGAAAAGAUUGAAAAUUCAAUGAUCAUUGAUGUGGAUGGAUGUACUUCAAAACAGGCAGAAAUCAUUUCAACAGUUUUUUAUGAGAAUGAACAAAAUGAUUGUAGAGAUCUCCCUCUUGUUCUUUCUGAAUCAACAACAUUCUCAAGCAUAAACAAAUAUCCCAUUGAUACAAUGGAUGUUGAAAUGGAAGCUACCACCAGUUAUUCAAGCAAAUUAAAAGCUAAUUUCAGGUUUGAGAAGAACGCAUCAAGUGUGAAGAAGGGAAAUUUUGUUGAUGAAGUAAAAAUUGAUUGGGAGGACAUGAGGAGAAAAAUAGAUGAUGGUAGUGGCAAGAAAGUGAGAAGUUACGAGAGUUUGGACUCGGUAAAUUGGGAAAAAGUGCGGAAUGCAGAUGUAAAUGAAGUUUCUGAAGCUAUUCGGGAGCGUGGGAUGAAUAAUUUACUUGCUGAGCGAAUCAAGGAUUUCCUCAAUCGUUUGGUUAGAGACCAUGGAAGCAUUGACCUGGAAUGGUUAAGAAACAUAUGCCCUGAUGACACCAAGAAAUACCUUCUAAGCAUAAGAGGAUUGGGGAUAAAAAGUGUUGAGUGUGUUCGCCUCCUAGCACUAAAAAAUGUGGCUUUCCCAGUUGAUACCAAUGUUGCCCGCAUAAGCGUAAGACUAGGAUGGGUGCCACUGAAGCCGUUGCCAGAAUUCCUUCAAUUACAUCUCCUAGAACAGUAUCCUAUAAUGGAUAGCGUGCAGAAAUAUAUUUGGCCACGGUUAUGCAAGCUUGAUCAAAAGGAUUUAUAUGAGCUACAUUAUCAUAUGAUUACAUUUGGAAAGGUGUUUUGCACAAAAAACAGGCCAAACUGUAAAAUUUGUCCAAUGAGAGGAGAGUGCAAGCACUUUAAUAGAUAUGAGCUUCCAGAUUCACAUCUUCUUCUUGAGGGGAUGGAUCAAAGAGAGCCUGAUGAUCCAUCCCCAUAUCUCCUUGCCAUAUGGACUCCAGGUGAAACUGCGCAGUCAAUAGAGCCGCCACAAUCAUGCUGCGAAAUCCAUGAGACCGGACUACUCUGUGAGAGAGAGACAUGCUUUGCUUGUAAUAGUAGAAGAGAAUUAGAGGCUCAAACUGUCAGAGGAACACUUUUGAUACCAUGUCGAACUGCCAUGAGAGGAAGAUUUCCACUUAAUGGCACUUAUUUUCAAACUAAUGAGGUCUUUGCAGAUCAUGAUUCUAGUCGCAACCCGAUUCAAGUUCCUCGAAGCUGUCUAUGGAAUCUUCCACGAAGGACAGUAUACUUCGGAACGUCAAUAGCUGCAAUAUUUAGAGGUUUCACUGCCACAGAACCCAUUCAGUACUGCUUCUCAAAAGGCUUUGUUUGUGUGAGAGGCUUUGAUAGGACAACAAGAGAACCAAAACCACUCUAUGCUAGGCUUCAUUUGCCCAGAAGCAAAGCACCUCCCAACAAGAAGCCAUGGGUAAGACGAGAGGAAUAAGCAGCCAACCAAACUAAUCAGCUCCUUCAGAUAUAUAUCAUAAUCUUGCAAUUGUUAUUCUAAUCUGACAUUCAUUGUGGCUUUUACAUGAGAAAUUGAUUUAUUUUCAUUUUAAGCUUUAUUUGGUAAAAUUGUGUUGAUGUGUUAUGGCUUCUUAUUUGGUGUGAGUGAAAUAGAUGUUGUUAUAUGAUUGAUAUGGAUCUAGUUUUUCUAUACAUUGUGAUUAUGCUAUGGAAGAGUUAUAUAUGCAAUGCAUUUUUU